This is a messenger RNA of Dendronephthya gigantea, 1241 nucleotides long. RefSeq lists its product as uncharacterized. The coding region runs from base 121 to 867 and encodes 248 amino acids. The transcript is spliced from 4 exons. The record is from RefSeq and is a predicted model, not a curated record. Lineage: Eukaryota; Metazoa; Cnidaria; Anthozoa; Malacalcyonacea; Nephtheidae.
AUGUCACGACAAAAUACCAAAAUAUGUAGCCUCUUGCUCAUCGCAUAACAUCAUUGUUUACCUUGGCGCGUAUUGGAUAUAUCGCGCCAUUGGAAAACAUCAAGAAAUACUUCUGCAAUUAUGGAGAACCUUCAACUCGGACAGCGACGAUGGAAAGUUGUAAUGACAUAUGGAUUUUGGGUGAAAGUUGCUCAAUUGAUAUGUGCACUAGUGGCAAUCUUGUUAUGCGUCACAUUUGAUGAGAUCGCGAAAGUGCGAAACGUUAAAACCUCUGACUACUACAGUAUAACGCUAAAGUUUCCAUUCAUCUAUGAGGCAAACGUCACAGUACAUCCCCCGGACGGCUUACCCAUUAGGGCGUUCAAGUUUCAGAACACUUUGCUUCCUUCCGUGAUAGCGUUCGUGGUCGUAACAGCUCUGGCGAUGGUAGUCGCCAUUUUUUUCUUAGUUUUCAAAAUCAUUCAGCAUGGCUCACAAGUAACACAGAUGUUUAUUAAGCUGAAUUUUUUCAUUGUACUUGGCUGCACAUUUCUUCAGUUGGCAAGUGUAUGUUUCUGGAUGGCAAAUCUUAUAACACUGGUCCAAGACGUGGACGACCAGCUGAAAUUUUUACUAGAUAUGUGCAGGGUUAAUUUCGUACCAUGCCAGACGACAACUCCCAAGUUUCCACCACUCUACGUAUCUAUGGUGUUCGGGAUUUCACUUUUUCUCCUCUUGUCAGCCGAUUGCAUUGAAAUAUUUAUCAGAAUGGUCUACACCAUACCAUAUCAGAUUAGAAAUAACAGGUUUACCAGACCUACAAGGCCUACAAGCAAUGUCGAACUCCAAGCAGUUCAUGGCCACACUACGGGUUAUGGUGGUUUAUGAUGAAAGUGUAAAGUAUCCAAAAGAAGAGAUGUGAAAAAGCCAUAAAGCUGAUGCAUGCGGAUAUUUAAGACUUUGAUAAAAAAAACUCUGGGUUGAUCUUGGUUGAGCAAAUAUCAACACGUUAUUUUUCCUGAUUCUCGUUAAGAAUGAACAUAUAUUUUGGUAUUAUUUUUGGCUUUGACGAACGCAUGCAAUACUGCAUUACCUGAGCAUUAAACACUAGCUGGUACUCUUCUCGUAUUUAAGUAUAGAUAUAUUAAAUGACUCUCUAAUAAGAAUUCAUUUGGGCAUAAUGUUUAAAUCAAAGAAAAAGGUUCAUAUAUUUCUUUUCAACAGUGUAAAUAGCAUACUAUGAAAUAAAGAUCAGUUUUUAG